GAAAGUCGAGCGCGCUCCUCGUGGCCACUGUCUACAUUCUCGGCUUUCUCAGCUUUCUCGGCUUUCUCGGCUUUUUUGAAAUGCUGUUGUGGUAGUUUGGACUUUUGUGCGGCAUCGGACGCCUCUGCUAUCACAGCCAUUCAGUCGAGUGCGUGGUCGUGAGCGAAUCGGUCGAGGAAGUGCUGCUGGUCACAUAUAGUCCCAUUCGCAUCCGCAUCCGUGUCCGUAUCCGAAUCGGAGUCUCAAUCCGAAUCCAAAUCCGAGUUGGGAAAAAUAGCUGCUGGCAAGCGAGUAGCAAGCAAACAAACAAACAAAUAGCCGAAAAUGUGCGUACUUUGAAAUGGAAUGUGAAAUCAAUGAUAAAUCCUCGAACGCGCCGUAAAAUCACCUCCAUCAUCUAUCGUCGCAGCGAUCAACGUUUUUUUUUAAAGGUGUUACCCACAUAUAUGUACAUAUAUAUAUCUAUACAUAUAUCUGCAUAUAUGUAUCAAUUUUUUUUUUGUACAAGUUUCGUGCCUGCAGAGUGCCAUGCAUCCGUGGUGCGUAAAGUUCCUUGAGCAAGCGGUCAGUAAUAGUGUAAAUAGCUAACCGAUGGUGCAACCAGUACUUAUUGUGGUACGAGUUCCAUUGCUAUACUCCAUUUCCCCCACUUUGCAUCCAAUUUAGAGCACCAAUCACUCGCCCUAGUGUUUUCGAAGCAAACUUUACUGGUCACGAGUGCUAUGGGAAAAUCAAAGCAAAGCAAACAAAACCAAAAAAAUUAGUCUCAAUGGAGCUAGACAAUUCAUUCGUAUCUAUGCAAAUAUUAUGACUGCCUGUCGAAAAUGGAUCGGCCUGUAAGAGUUUCACGAUACUGUUGCAAUUAAGAAAAGCUAAUACAAUCAAAGUUAAGGAAUAUUAGAGUGCAGCCAAGUGUAAGGCGAUACAACAUGAGAAGUCAAUCAAAAUCAGAAAGCUAACGAAAAGCGUAGGAUUAGAAGAAAGUCAAUGGAUGCAAAAAGUGGCUCGAAUGCGCACGAUCAGUAGGCCAGAAUCCAAAAUUUGAUUAUCGACAACACCAACCAAAAACACCAAAACACACCGGACGGACACCACAACAAAUCACAAUGCAAAACUAUGGAAGUGAACUUAAAGGAGGCUGAGUCCCACUAACUACCUUCUGCGCCCACACAUCUAAAUCUAGAUUAUAGGAUUAUCGAGCUGCAGGAUAAUCGGGCUCAAUCGAGUUAUGAAGAAGCCAUCGCAUACUCGGCUGGACAAUCCACUCCGCCCUGGUCAGGAGCGAUCGAGAACCAUGAGCUUCCCACAGCCGCACUCAUUGCCGGAAGCCACUGCGAACGGUGGCAAGAUGCUGGUCUAUGGCCUGGGCCUUUUGAUUAUGAUACCGGCUUGUACGGCUGGUCCCCAUGAGAAGCGGUUGCUCCACGCCCUUCUGGACAACUACAACAGCUUGGAGCGUCCGGUGGUCAACGAAUCCGAUCCAUUGCAACUGAGCUUCGGACUAACACUCAUGCAGAUCAUCGAUGUGGACGAAAAGAAUCAACUGCUUAUAACAAAUAUUUGGCUCAAAUUGGAAUGGAACGAUAUGAAUCUUCGCUGGAAUUCGAGUGAGUUUGGAGGAGUGCGGGAUCUGCGGAUUCCGCCACAUCGCCUUUGGAAACCGGAUGUUCUGAUGUACAACAGUGCGGACGAGGGCUUCGAUGGAACGUACGCCACAAACGUGGUGGUGCGCAAUAACGGGAGCUGCCUGUACGUCCCGCCAGGUAUAUUCAAGUCAACGUGUAAGAUCGACAUUACGUGGUUUCCAUUCGACGAUCAGCGAUGUGAGAUGAAGUUCGGUUCGUGGACCUACGAUGGGUUUCAGUUGGACCUGCAAUUGCAGGACGAAGCUGGUGGCGACAUUUCUAGCUUCAUCACCAAUGGCGAAUGGGACUUGUUAGGUGUGCCCGGUAAACGAAAUGAAAUCUACUAUAAUUGCUGCCCAGAACCUUAUAUUGACAUAACAUUCGCCAUUUUGAUAAGACGCAAAACAUUGUACUAUUUUUUCAAUCUGAUUGUGCCGUGCGUACUGAUCGCCUCCAUGGCACUGCUAGGGUUUACACUGCCACCAGAUUCUGGUGAAAAGCUUUCGCUUGACAUGCUAAUGCAUCUGGAGUAUCUAUUGGAAUUUAAUGUAGAUCUUUUGCAUGCGACUCUGCAACUCAUUCUAGCCACCAAUUGCUCAAAACAAUUCUUCCCAGUGUUCCCCAUCUUAGAUUAUUUCUUCAUGCUAAUGCAGCACCACUUAAGCCAGUGUGAAUAGCCUUUUCAUUUGCUGCACUCGGUAUUCGUUCUAAUGAAAUUCGUGGCAAUAUGUGUGACAGAAGUAGGGAAACGCAGCAGUGCGGCAGCACACGUAGUGACGAAGCGCACCGCAGAGUCAUAAACCUGCUGCUUGAUAUUUUUCCUGAAUCUUUAUCUUCUGGAUAGAAAACCGUUUCCUCUGUCAAAUAAUAAACAAAUUAUUUCUAUAAAAACAAAGAUAACCAAUUAGUUAUGCGAAAAUAUAUCUAUCAAGUCUUUUAAGUUGUUAUCAGAUAAUCAAUGGAAAACUAUAUUAGAAAUACACACUAAAAACAUUUUUGUCUGCUCUUCAAGCCUGAAGUUCUGAAAAUCACUAUCCCUUAACUAGGGAGAUCUUCACCUGUAGUAACUCUGUACUUGUAUCUUGGAUAUCAGCGAAUGCAACCAAGGACAUGAAUUGUUACACAUAUUUCCACGAAUAUUGUGCACACGUGUACUGAGUAUCGGACGGGAGCUAGAAACCUGAUUGAUGUAUUGAUGAACUGAAAGCUUGUUAAAUUUUGAUCGCUAAGUGGGGGUGAGGUUCAGUGCAGAAAAUACGGUAGUAGUUUUUUAUUGAAGGCAACGAAAGAAAGGUCAUAAUAAUGGAAAUGGCGACCAUCCAAUAAACCUGGCCAAGACAUUGGACAUGCAAAGCGGCAGUCGCAAAUUCAGGAUCAUGAGGAGCGGAAUCAGGAUCAGCAGGAUCACUGGUUAUUACAAUAAAAUAUUUUGUUAACGUAAUCGUACUAGUGCACGCAUUUAAUGUGUAAUAAUCGUGGCAGCGCAUUCAAUUAGCAAUGCAUUGACUAACAAAUGAACUUUCAUCUAAUUCCAUGCCGCCUUCAAUCCGUUCGAUUGUCCUGACCAAUUCAACUGAACGCUGCAUCUGUGUGAAUCGCAACAACACA
This is a messenger RNA of Drosophila santomea, 3233 nucleotides long. RefSeq names its product neuronal acetylcholine receptor subunit alpha-7 (gene nAChRalpha7). The transcript is spliced from 9 exons. The coding region runs from base 1229 to 2302 and encodes 357 amino acids. Gene Ontology annotation, molecular function: transmembrane signaling receptor activity; acetylcholine-gated monoatomic cation-selective channel activity. The record is from RefSeq and is a predicted model, not a curated record. Gene Ontology annotation, biological process: chemical synaptic transmission; signal transduction; regulation of membrane potential. NCBI's taxonomy places the organism in Eukaryota, Metazoa, Arthropoda, Insecta, Diptera, Drosophilidae. Gene Ontology annotation, cellular component: neuron projection; synapse; postsynaptic membrane.